Meloidogyne enterolobii is the source of this 1002-nucleotide messenger RNA. The record is from the annotation of a GenBank genome assembly. Lineage: Eukaryota; Metazoa; Nematoda; Chromadorea; Rhabditida; Meloidogynidae.
AUGACAACUGAGGGACCAACACAAAUUCAAUUAGCUGAAUACAAGAAAAAUUAUAGCCCAAUUGGUUUCCGUCUUCUUUGGACAGAGGUCCAUUCAUUGAUAGCAACUUCGAGUGAUUUCCCUCUAACUACAGAUAUUGAGACUUCUGUUAGUCAAGAUGCUGAAGAAAGCUUUGAUGUUAUAACGAGUGAUCUUUGUCCAGGAUUUGUGUGUCUUGGGGGAUAUUUUUGUUUGGACAGUCAAAAUAGUGUUUGUGUUGAACGUAACAGACUUUGUAUUAACGAAACAUUGCGUUGUGAUGGAAUCUCAAAUUGUGCUGAGAAUGAUGAUAGUGAUGAGGAAUAUUGCUAUUCAAAAAAUCCUUUUUCAAUGUCAGCAUUAGCUUUUUUAAUAAUUAUUUUAAUUGUGCUUUUACUUUUAAUUAGUACUUGCUGUAUUAUUAAAAGUUUUGGAAAUUCUAAAAAUGAAAAUAAUGAAAGAAAAAUAAACAAAAAAUUGGGGGACAAGGAAAAUAAAGAAUUUACAUCCACAGAAAUUUUUAAUAAAGAAGAGAAUGGGGAAAUGAUAACUGAACGAUUUAAAGACAACACAAAAAUUCAGCGUAAUACUGAAGCUAUUCCUUCAGUUUCCUCUAUUGUUAAUAUCCAAACAAAUAUAAUUCCAGCGACACCCCCAAUUAUUCAAGAAUGGAAUCAACAAAAUAAUACAUGGCACAACACAAAAACAACAAAAAAUGGGAUAAUAAACAAUAAACAAAACUAUAUUAACGAGAAUGAACAAGAAAUUCUUCGUUUACAACCUUGCCUUUGUCCAAAGCCUCUAGAAAUUAUUUGUAAACAACAAAACGAAAAUGAACGGAAUUUUAAAUCUCAAAAAAUUAAAAAUAAAAGUGAAGAUAAUUACGAGGAGGAGGAAAAUAAAUGGAAUAAUGAAAGUACAAGUAUAUGGGAACAACGGAAAUCAUUUGUUGCAGAAAUGGCUGAAGUUAAUAAAGAUAUUUAA